Molecule: messenger RNA, 458 nt
Organism: Bicyclus anynana (squinting bush brown)
Lineage: Eukaryota; Metazoa; Arthropoda; Insecta; Lepidoptera; Nymphalidae
Exons: 2
Coding region: 42-374 (110 amino acids)
Source: RefSeq, a predicted model, not a curated record
UUCUACGCAUAUUGAAGGUGUUUAAUUCGAAGUUAAUAGCAAUGUAUGUGGUAGUUGCACUGUGUUUUGUCGCUUUGGCUAGCGCCAUGCCGGAUUACAGACCAUGCACCUACGAUACUAGAGGAUUAUGUAUGCACUAUUGUGAAGAAGGAACCUAUUCAUACAACACUGGUUGUGGCCCGAUGACCCCCGAACCGACUUGUGAAAACCCGCACCCAGUAGCAACCAGAUACGCUAUAUGUGACUACUCAGCUUGCUACUGUAAACCGCCCACCGUUAGAGAUACUUCUAGUAAGAAGUGCGUUCUACUAGAAAGAUGUCCACCAAAAGAGGAUCAUAAUAUUCACGAUUCACAUUUAUAUACUAAGUUUUGAUUACAUGUUUAACUUUAUUUAUUUCUUUUCCAAUGUUAAAACCAAUGACAAUUUUUUUUUAAUUUUUUGCUGCAUAACUUCUAC